Molecule: messenger RNA, 2199 nt
Organism: Cavia porcellus (domestic guinea pig)
Lineage: Eukaryota; Metazoa; Chordata; Mammalia; Rodentia; Caviidae
Gene: Gnai2
Product: G protein subunit alpha i2
Exons: 9
Coding region: 129-1196 (355 amino acids)
Biological process (GO): adenylate cyclase-inhibiting G protein-coupled receptor signaling pathway; G protein-coupled adenosine receptor signaling pathway; gamma-aminobutyric acid signaling pathway
Cellular component (GO): heterotrimeric G-protein complex
Molecular function (GO): GTP binding; G protein-coupled receptor binding; G-protein beta/gamma-subunit complex binding
Source: RefSeq, a predicted model, not a curated record
CCUCCCGCAGUCGCUCGGAACUGCAGAUCCGGAGCUGUCUGCACAGGACCUGCGUUGGGAGCUGAGUGGGUCGGGCGGGGCCGAGCCAGGCCGUGGGCCGUGCGGGGUCCGGGCCGGCGGACGGCGGGAUGGGGUGCACCGUGAGUGCCGAGGACAAGGCGGCGGCCGAGCGCUCCAAGAUGAUCGACAAGAACCUGCGGGAGGACGGCGAGAAGGCGGCGCGGGAGGUGAAGUUGCUUCUGUUAGGUGCUGGUGAGUCGGGGAAGAGCACCAUCGUCAAACAGAUGAAGAUCAUCCAUGAAGAUGGCUAUUCAGAGGAGGAGUGUCGGCAGUACCGGGCGGUCGUCUACAGCAAUACCAUCCAGUCCAUCAUGGCCAUCGUCAAGGCCAUGGGCAACCUGCAGAUUGACUUUGCCGACCCCCUCCGUGCGGACGACGCCAGGCAGCUGUUUGCACUGUCUUGCACUGCUGAGGAGCAAGGCAUGCUCCCUGAGGACCUGUCCGGCGUCAUCCGGAGGCUCUGGGCUGACCAUGGUGUGCAGGCCUGCUUCAGCCGCUCAAGAGAAUACCAGCUCAACGAUUCAGCUGCCUACUACCUGAAUGACCUGGAUCGAAUUGCACAGAGUGACUACAUCCCCACACAGCAGGAUGUGCUGCGGACCCGUGUGAAGACCACGGGUAUUGUGGAAACACACUUCACCUUCAAGGAUCUACACUUCAAGAUGUUUGAUGUAGGUGGUCAGCGGUCUGAGAGGAAGAAGUGGAUCCACUGCUUCGAGGGUGUCACAGCCAUCAUCUUCUGUGUAGCCUUGAGUGCGUAUGACUUGGUGCUAGCUGAGGAUGAGGAGAUGAACCGCAUGCAUGAGAGCAUGAAGCUGUUUGACAGCAUCUGUAACAACAAAUGGUUCACGGACACAUCCAUCAUCCUCUUCCUCAACAAGAAGGACCUGUUUGAGGAGAAGAUCACACACAGCCCGCUGACCAUCUGCUUCCCAGAGUACACAGGAGCCAACAAGUAUGAUGAGGCAGCCAGCUACAUCCAGAGUAAGUUUGAAGACCUGAAUAAACGCAAAGACACCAAGGAGAUCUACACACACUUUACGUGUGCCACCGACACCAAGAACGUGCAGUUUGUGUUUGAUGCUGUCACCGAUGUCAUCAUCAAGAACAACCUGAAGGACUGCGGCCUCUUCUGAGGGGCAGUGGGCCUGGCAGGAUGGGCCACCGCUAACUGCUCCUACAGCCCCUGAGGAAGAUGGGGCCGAGAAGACCACGCUCCCUGCCUGUCCCCCUGGCUGCUUCUCCCCUCUGUCUUCUUUGUUCUCAGCUCUCCUGUCCCCUCCCUCAGCUUCAGACUCAGGGGAAGGGUGGCCACAGGCCUCUGUUUGAAACCUGCCUGGUCAGAGGUACCAGGAGUGGCUGCGAUGCCCCUUCCUGGGCAUCUGUUCUAGUUUUUUGACCAUUGUCUUACUCUGUGGGGGGAGGAGAGCACAUGCCAAGUCUCCUAAGGCCUGUGUCUGGAGGGGACCCACUUCUCCAGCCUGACCCCUGGCUUUGCCCAGCACCAGCCCUGACCUAGCCCAAGUCCAAAUGUUUACAAGGGAGCCUCCUGCCCUCCCCGCCCCCACCACUGCUCGGAGGCCCCAAAGGAAAAAGCACAAGAAGCGUGAGAUGCCACCAUUCCUGGAGACCACAAGUCCACCUGCUCAUUCUCAUAGCUUUUUAAAAAAAUGAAAGUAAAGAAAAAAAAAAAAAAACUGCAAACUUAGAAACUUUCUAGAGAAAAUCUAUUUAAAACUGUCAGAUCCUGACCAGCACCCACCUGACCCCCAUUCCAGUGAUUCUGUGCCUUGAGUGUGUCUGCGUGUUUACACCUGUCCCUCUGCUGGCUGCCCCACAUGGGUGGCACCCUUGCCCUGUGCUCUGCAGAAAUGGGUUCCAAGGGCUGUUCUAGACAACUGCCAAUGUCACUGAGGGCCCCACCUAGCGGCCCUGGGCCCAGGCUCCAUUAACCCAAAUGUAGCUCCUUAGCGCUAACCUAGGAACCACCGCUGCCUGCUGAGGGGCCCAGCCCCUCAUGCCCUUGCCCCAGGCUUGGGUCCUUCAGCGUUGAACACUUCCUUGCUUUUUUCACAUGUUUUAUGGAAUUGUUCACAUGGUUUGAAAUAAUAAAAUGUAGAAAGAAAAAAAUACCAAGAA